Acanthamoeba castellanii str. Neff is the source of this 2994-nucleotide messenger RNA. Its product is annotated as myotubularin 1, putative. NCBI's taxonomy places the organism in Eukaryota, Discosea, Longamoebia, Acanthamoebidae. Gene Ontology annotation, molecular function: phosphatase activity. The transcript is spliced from 20 exons. The record is from RefSeq and is a predicted model, not a curated record. The annotation marks the transcript as partial. Gene Ontology annotation, biological process: dephosphorylation.
UGGUGGCCACGGGGGGGACAGAGGCGACCGAGGCUGCAGCGGCGGUGCGAGCUCCUGCGGCUCAAGUACCCGCGCGAGGAUUUCGUGGUGAAGGUGACGCUGCCCGACGUCAUGGACUUCAAGUUCUACCGCUUCUCGCCGCGCAUGCUCGUGUCAGAGGCCCUCAAGAAGAUCAAGGAGCGCAAGCGCAUCACUUCCGUCCCCCAGGAGCUGUUGGGGCUCUACCUGCCACCGAAGGACGACAGCAACGACGGCGUGUGGAUGGAUCCCAGCUAUCCGCUCUGGAUGUACAACCUCUCCUACCAGCAAGUGGUGGAGAUCAAGGCCCGGCCCGGCCGGGACGACCCCAUCCACCGGCAAGUGUUCCUCCGCGUCCUCAUUCACGACGCCGACGACCAGAUUAUGACUCGUACGUUCGGGUUUGAUACACGGCACAGCGUUGGCCAUGUGCUGCAGGAGAUCAAUCAACGGGUCCCGCCCGCCUACGGCUCCAGCAAAGCUUCGCGAGUGCACUACGGCCUCUACCUCUACAACAAUACGCACGGGAUGUGGUUGCAGGAGAACAAGCCGCUGUCCUUCUACAACAUCACUCACAUGGAUAUCGUCGGGUUCAAGGAAAAGUCGCUCUACCACUUUCGGCUGGAGGGGUUGCCGGAGGCCGACACCAACACCCUGCUCCUACCGUGCGACAUCCCCAUCAAGGACGCCAUCACUCAAAUGGCGGUCUCGGUGGGCUUGGAGCGGGCAGCCGCCGCUGAGUACGGCAUCUGGGUGGAGGGUCGAGGGACCUUCGCUGCGGUGGAUAGCACCAUCGCGGCCUAUAGCCUCGAGCCGGGUGAUGUGCUGGUGCUCAAGGGGAAUACAGACGCCGGAGGGCAGCGUCCCGGCGAGGCUCGUGGGUACCGCCUAAAGCUCAUCAAGGCCGACCCACCGGCCGAAGAGAACGCGAAGGAAGAAAGCCGAGACAGCGGAGGGUUCAGAGAGUUCGCGUCCUUCAAGCUGUUCCCUCGCCUGGAGGGAGAGGUGGUGGUCAAGAUCAUCGCCAACGCCUACUGGGCGCCGCCCUAUAUCAAGGACGUGGAUACGGCGGGAUACACGGGCGAUCUGUACAUCACCAAUUAUCGUCUGGCCCUGUUCGUACCCACAUUUGCCUUCUCCGCAUCGGAGGAGGACACCUGCUUGGCGGUGACCCUCCCGCUGGGGGCCAUCUCGCGCGUCGAGGUGGGCAAGCAGAACAACGCGCGCAAGUACUACGUCGAAGUGCACAGCAAGGACUUCCGUGCCCUCCGGUUCCUCUUCGGCAGGACCGAAAAGCACCAGCGCGACACUCUCCAUCGAAGCCUUGUCGAGAGCGGCCAGCUCAUCGACGACUACUCCGCUGCCCCGCAGAUGAGCGACAGCGGAGAGUUGAAAUCGAGGGCGAAGGCGGAAGCCGAUCGGGAGCUCGGCGGCGGCCUGUCCGAUCGAGCGGGAGACUGCGAAGACGACGAGUGGAAAAGCGAGGGCUGGCGCAUCUUCUCCGCUCGAGCUGAGUUUCAGAGAACACCACCCGUUCAACCACCCCACAGGCAGGGUGUCCCCAACAGCAAAUGGCGGCUGACGGACGUCAACAAGGACUACGCCCACUGCGAAAGCUACCCUUCCCUGCUGGCCGUACCCGCGGGCAUCUCCGACGAAGAACUCAAGGAGGUGUUCGCGUUUCGCAGCAAGGGGCGGAUGCCGGUGGUGUGCUAUCGGCACACCAACAACGUCGCCAUCGCCCGUUGCAGCCAGCCUCUCGCUGGCUUGACGCGCACGCGCUCGAUGGCGGACGAGAAGCUCUUCCGGCUGAUGCUCGACAACAGCCUCGGAGGGUCGAGCGCGGGUUCCGGUCAAAAGCAGCUGUACAUAAUGGACGCGAGGCCGCGAGCCAAUGCCUAUGCCAACGCUGCCAAGGGCGGCGGCAUCGAGAACCUGCAGGGAUAUCCCCAGUGCAAGUUUGAGUACUUGGGCAUACCCAACAUCCACGUCAUCAGAGAAUCUCAGAGCAAGCUGAACAGCGUCUGCGUGAUGGCUGCCGGCGAGUGCGAGGGAGGAAUACUCUCCGCCCUGGACGCUUCUAAAUGGAUCGACUACAUCAAACUCAUCCUGGAGGGCGCCCUCAAGGUCGCGCGGUUGGUGGAGGAGGAACGCUGCCCGGUGACUCUGCAUUGCUCCGAUGGUUGGGACCGGACGGCUCAGCUCUCCUCGCUGGCCCAGAUCUUCCUGGAUCCCUACUUCCGCACCACCGUCGGGUUUCAGGUCCUCAUCGAAAAGGAGUGGCUCAGCUUCGGGCACAAAUUCUCCACUCGCUGCGGCCACGGAGACAAGAACCACCAGGACUCGCAACGCGCACCCAUUUUCCUGCAGUUUAUCGAUUGCGUGUGGCAGCUCACCCAGCAGAACCCGUGCUUGUUUGAGUUCAACGAAAAGUUCCUCAUCGCCAUUCUUGAGCAUCUCUACUCGUGUCGAUUCGGCACGUUCUUGUGUGAUACGGAGAAGCAGCGGGCGGAUCAGCGAUUGAAGGAGAAGACAGUGUCGCUGUGGAGCUAUACCAACUGCGAGCAGAAUAGGCGGGAGUACCUCAACCCCUUCUACGUGCCCGACAUGUCAGUUCUCUUCCCCGACGUCUCCUUCUUCUCGCUUUCCCUGUGGAAGGGCUACCACAUGCGGCACCUCGUACCGCCCAGCUUGCCACGCCUGACCCCUCAACUGCGGAUACUGCAGCUACAAAAUGUGAUCGAGGGGAUGAAGGAGCAGAUGGUGCGACUGGAGAACUACCGCGAGAAGCACAAGCAGCGCAAGAACGGCGACCUCGUCGCCAGCCGUGAUGGCACCCGUUCCAACGGAGGAGCCGAGGACGACCGGCCUCUGAGCGGAGCCGACCAGGGCGAGGCAGACGACGGCCAUCUGCUGGAGGAGACCCAGGCGACCAACAUCAUGCGAGGCAGUGCCAACGUCAUGGGCGCCUUCUGA